Molecule: messenger RNA, 499 nt
Organism: Lactuca virosa
Lineage: Eukaryota; Viridiplantae; Streptophyta; Magnoliopsida; Asterales; Asteraceae
Source: the annotation of a GenBank genome assembly
CCUCGCUUCCUGUGCUUCCCACCGUUUUCUUUUCUAGAUUUCUCCAUUUCUGAACGACACUUCUAAACACAACCACCACUCCUCCGGCUCAUUUCAGAUUGUUCUUUACGGAUCUUCCCACCGUCUUCCUUUUCAUCCGCUGUCUUCUACACCUCGUUAAAUUCAUCAACGGUUUCGACGUUUUCGUUUUUUUUUCCUCCACUCAGUCGGUCGGUCUCUGCCACUGAUGAUUAUUGCCCAGCACAGCGGCCUCGGCGUAAUUGAUUACUAGGAAACAAGCACAAUGAAGCUAAGCAAUUGCCUCCCAAGACAACAGAAAAUGAGAAGAUAUCGAAGGUGUAGAUUAUCACCAUCACGCUACUGGAACCACCGAUUGAGGCCAGAUAUUAUCGAUUAUGACCAGCACGCCAUACGAAUCAGUGGUGAGUAUUUUACCGGAGACGAGAUCAUUGUUUCCCGUGAUGAGGUCGACAACAUCGGCGAUUUCGGAUGGCUUUGA